Pelmatolapia mariae (spotted tilapia) is the source of this 2134-nucleotide messenger RNA. RefSeq names its product phosphatidylserine decarboxylase (gene pisd). Gene Ontology annotation, cellular component: mitochondrion. Gene Ontology annotation, molecular function: phosphatidylserine decarboxylase activity. The transcript is spliced from 8 exons. Lineage: Eukaryota; Metazoa; Chordata; Actinopteri; Cichliformes; Cichlidae. Gene Ontology annotation, biological process: phosphatidylethanolamine biosynthetic process. The record is from RefSeq and is a predicted model, not a curated record. Bases 253 to 1674 code for a protein of 473 amino acids.
UUUAAAUGUUAUCCUCAACAAAAGUAUUUUAACCAUUUUUUUUGUUUUAAUUCCUCAAACAUGGAAAAAUUACAGGGAGGAGAAAUAAAACAAAACAAACUUUUAAUUUUUGACUUUUUAUAAUCUGCAUGAGUGUUUUCCAAAAUAAAAUAAAAAUGAUUUUAACCCUGAGAAUAAAAAAUAAAGCUUUUAUUUAAGGUUCAGUGUGAAUGGAUGAUCAGUGAUUAAUGAUUGACAGUUUCUUCCUCCUUCAUGCUAUUAAUAAACAGAGGAGGAGCUGUUCAGCGUUAUGCCCUCCUCCUCCUCCUCUAUGCGUUCCUCCGUCUCCCUCUCAUUUCUCCGUCUGCUCUCCACGGACACUCCUCUUUCUCUCUCUCCUCUUUAACUCUUCGUCGUCCUGAUGUGUCGUCGGCCGGUUCGCUCUCCUGCGACGGCGUCUUCGCCCAACGCUCGUUCAUGGUGAGGUUUUUCUCUGGUCGCCGUGGCGACAGGAGGCGUGGUGAGAGUGCCUUGCUGCGGCAGGUGAGGCGGCAGAGGCGAACUCCCAAAGGAGAGAGCGAGAGCGAGAAAGAUGGAGGAGGGCGAGGAGUGAGGAGGAGAACGACAGGACGAUUCAGGCUUCAGGUCCCUCGUUUGGCUCUCCGUCGCCGUCUGAGCGCGCUCAAGGGUGGCGUGAGUCGCCCCGCCGCAUGGCGCCACCGGCCAAUCUCCUUCCUGUGCUAUAUCCUGUCUGUGAGCACUCUGCGGCCACUGGCCUGCCGGGUGGCAUUGUACCAUUCCUUCCCUACUCGACUCCUCUCUCGGGCGUGGGGUCGUCUGAAUGGGGUGGAGCUCCCCACUUGGCUUCGGAAACCCAUCUACUCCCUGUAUAUCUGGACCUUUGGCGUGAACAUGCAGGAGGCAGCGGUGGAGGAUUUACAUCAUUACAGAAAUCUAGGAGAAUUUUUCAGGCGACGCCUUAAACCUGCAGUCCGACCACUCUGCGCCUCCUCCUGCCUGACCUCUCCGGCUGAUGGAAGGAUCCUCCACUUUGGUCGUGUAAAGAACUCAGAGGUGGAGCAGGUGAAGGGGGUCACCUACAGUCUGGAACAUUUCCUCGGACCACAGAAGAGGCGGUGCAAAGACUCCUCGUCGUCCUCCUCCUUCAGGGACGACCUCCUCUCGUCUCCCGACAGCGACCUUUUCCACGUUGUCAUUUACCUGGCUCCAGGUGACUACCACUGCUUCCAUUCGCCCACAGACUGGAGGGUGGAGCUUCGGCGUCACUUUCCAGGCUCGUUAAUGUCGGUGAACCCAGGCGUCGCUCGUUGGAUCAAAGAGCUCUUUUGCCUUAACGAGCGUGUGGUUCUCACCGGCCAAUGGCAGCAAGGCUUCUUCUCAUUAACGGCGGUCGGUGCUACGAACGUCGGUUCAAUCAGAAUUUACUUUGACCAGGAGCUUCAGACCAACACACCUCGUUACAGUAAAGGCUCCUUUCAUGAUCGCAGCUACAUUGCUGACCAGACGGUGAAGUUUGCUGGUGAAGGGGGCGUGGCCUUACAGAAGGGGGAGGCGGUCGGGGAGUUUAACCUGGGCUCCACCAUCGUUCUGCUUUUCGAGGCCCCCAAAGACUUCAGCUUCAACCUGCAGCCUGGCCAACGAAUCAGAGUGGGAGAAGGCCUCGGCAGCCUCUAAUUAGAUGAUUUACAGGCUCAGGGGGCAGGGCCUGAUCAGAGACAGAUUUUAAGAGAGGAGUUUUAGGAAUUCUGGGUAUUUUUCUCUGCGGAGGACUCGAAAUGGAUGCUUAUCACGACAAGCACUCAGACUCCCAGAAUGCCUUGUGCCCGUGAGCGGGAAAUGCCAAACCCCUCCCACUCUGUCCCUCUCACUCAGAGACUCGACCAGCAGCUGAACACGUUUCUGUUUGAAUGUUUCAAACUUUAUUGCUCACAGGUUUUUGUUAGCAUCAGCUAGCUCACAUCUGACUGGAGGCCAGUGAUUGGUUGAAGGGUUAUUAUUACUAAUUUGUCUCAUUAAUCUCGUGGGUUUUUUUUGUUUUUGGUUUUUUUUGUGGGAUUUAAAUGUGACACCUCCUCCAUUUUCUCUGCUUUUGUAAAAGAUCUAAUUAUGAAUAAAGUUUUUUUUUCUUUUUAAA